Molecule: messenger RNA, 3072 nt
Organism: Arxiozyma heterogenica
Lineage: Eukaryota; Fungi; Ascomycota; Saccharomycetes; Saccharomycetales; Saccharomycetaceae
Gene: SOK1
Product: Sok1p
Exons: 1
Coding region: 1-3072 (1023 amino acids)
Source: RefSeq, a predicted model, not a curated record
AUGGAUCAUCCAAGAACUUCCAGUAUUGCCACUAUUUCAAGUAAUACUGAUAAUACAACAACUGUUUCUUCUAUUGCUUCGAUGAUGAAUCAAACUGAUAAUUCACCUAAUCAAACUGCACCAGCAAGUAAUAAUACACCUAACUCUUCAAGUAUAAAUAUAUCUAGAUCUUCUAUCUCUAACACAAAUAAUAAUGCUAAUAGAAGAAGUAUCGAUUCGAAUGAUAACUCCAACGUAUACAAGACCUAUGACAAUAAUACUGGCAAUGCCAAUAUUUUGACAUCAGAGCCUUACCAUUCCAUGGAAUUACAAACAAAUAAUAAUACAGGUACAAACAUGAAUUUGAAUUCUAAUACAAUUAUAAAAUUUGACACUUCUCAUCAGCAAAAUAAUAAAUCGUUAUCUACAAACUUUCCUCUACAUUCUGAAAAAACUAAAAACGAUGCUAAUAUACUACAUAAUAUUGAAAACGAUUUUUCAUCUAAUUUAUUUAAAAAUUAUGAUCCAAUAACAGGUGAAUUCUUAGGAAAAAAGGAAAGAACUAAUACACCAUCUGGCUUUAUACAAAACGGUUCGAGUGUUAAUAAUAGUUCCAUCUCUACAUGUGCACAUCAACAAGACAAACCAGUACCAAUUGCAACAUUAUUAUCCACUCCAAUACACCCUGAUCCACUUUCAACAAAAUUACCACCGACAUCCGACAAGAUCAUGCUCACAGCUAUACCACCAGCAUUGAAAAUUUUAACGACUAUGAAGUCUAGAUCAUAUUCAGUACCGACAAUUUUACAUUCCUCAAUGAAAAAAUUGUCUAAUAAUCACGUUAUAUAUACUCACUCAAUGAGUGGGAACUCCCACGGCCCUAUAAAAAAUAAUAAGGUUACAAAAUCUAUUUACAACAGUGGCAAUACAAAUAAUACAAAUAAUCACGAAAUCAUUAAUCCAGGAAGUUGGCGUCGUCACUAUCAACAACAUCAACACCACAUUAUUACCUGCCAGAGUAACCAACAUAGUAAUCCUAAUAAUAACGGUACUUUAGCUACAAAUGUGGUCAUCCCUUUAGUACCACAUUCCAAGGCACCAAAUUCUACAUCUUCCUCAAAUAUCAACUUAAAGAUAAGCUCAAAUUCAAAUUCUACUGCAAAAUCAUCUGCACAGAAAAUUGAUAAACAAGAAAUUAUUAACAGCAAUAUACUCCCUGUUAUGUCUGUUCAAGGUACUAGAACUUUUGAUAAUAAAGAUUCUGUUUCACCAAAUAAAAUACGAAGGGAUAAUGAUGAGUCUUUAAUAUCAAAAGACAGAAUAAAUUACUUUAUUCAACAACGGUCUUUGCAAUUGAAUAUGAUAUUACCUCCAAUCAAUUUACAAUGCUUGAAAGAAAUAGAUUUACAAGAGAUAGUGAAAAACCCACAAUUAAGACAUGACAUCGUAUUUGAUCCACUUUUACAAUUUCGACCCAAUUUAGAUGGUGAGAGGGGGAUUAAGAAAAGACAAGUAUGGGAUAAAUACUGGUAUGAUGUUGAGAAUGAAUUAAUUAUUUAUAUGAAUCAACCUAAUAUGUUCAAUUAUAACCAUACAAGAUUAGUGCCGUUAUUUGAUACCUUAAAGGAAAUUCUACUCACUAUUGUUCCACAAAGAGAGUCUCAACAGAUUGAAAAUAUCUUGGACACAGAGCUAAAUGUUCAAAAUCUAGUGAAAAGUGGUAAUGUUUGGUUAGCUAUGAAUGAUUUAGCGUCAUGGUUAGCCCAAUUAUUUAAGCACCAUUGUGCUCCAAUGAGAGAUACUUGGGUAGACAAAAUGAAAUGCAAGUUUGAUAAUGCCAAGGAAACACAAUCAAUGACAGAAUUGAUGGAUGGCUUUAAGUCUAUAUUUCAAAUUUUAGAAGCAAUGAAAUUAGAUAUAGCCAACCAUCAAAUCCGACUAUUAAGGCCUGCUAUACUGAGUAAUGCGGUAGAAUUUGAAAAGCAAUACUUCAAUUCAUUGAUGGAAGGAAUUUCUUUAAGGGAGGUUAAUACCAAUGAAAAUAAUAUUAAUGAUGAUAGAAAAUUUCUGUUAAGGUCAUCAUUAAUGUGGUUCAAGGAUAAAUUCAGUGAGUAUUUACCAACGUUAGAAAAUAAUAAUAUGAACGCAAAAGUUAUGAUUCCUCAAGUUUACAAAAUUUAUAUUAAAUCAAUUAUCAGUCUAUUAUCAUGCAACAAAAUGGUAAGAGAGUAUCCAACCUCAUUAUCAUUCGAUCAUGCAAGGUUAAUAUUGCUAAGAGCUGAUAUUAGACAACUAGUUUGCCUUCUUGUAUGUAGAUUACAUUUCCAACAAUUAGUAGCCAGUGAUAAAAAUAUCGAUCCACCAGUAAAAAAGUAUAUCUUAACUAAUUAUGACAACAACAAAUUACAAAAUGAAAUCAUCAGUAUAAUUACUGAUGAACAUGGAAAUUGUAGAUGGACAAAAAAUACAUUAUCAAUAGCAAUCCAUUUGUGUAAAGUGAUUAAAGAUUUAACAUUAGAAUACAAUGCUCACAAUAAGGAUAAAUCUGAAAAUUUGGCGACAAGAAAUGACAUUGAUGAAAGUGGAAACACCAGUAUAAAUGAAUCCUCGAUGUUACUAUCUAAGAAAGUGCCUAUAUUGGAUAACCAAAAAAUAUCAUUUUCUAAAUCGUGGCUAUCCAAACAGACGCAACCUUUGAGUGAAAUAUAUAGUGUUCUAGAGAAAAGGGUUUUUUCUUUGUUAGAGGAGACAAUUUUCGACAACGCUGAAUGUACUAUGGAUGGAAGAGUUAAUCAAGAAUUUGUAUACUCGUACAAUCCAAUUAUUUCAACUAUUUCGUCUAACAACAAUAAAGAAUUUUCUACUAUGGAAAGGGUUAUAAAUCAAGGAGAGACUAGCAAUAACAAAUUAACAUCGUUUAGAACUUUGAAGAAGAAUUUCAAAACUAAAACUAGUAAUAACAUUAUGGCAAUUGCUGAUAUGGAACAAUUUGAAAACAUCUACCGCCAUUUAAAUACAAUUAUCAAUUUCCAUUGGUCUGUUUUUAAUUCACAUUACAUUGACAUGGUAUCAGAGAGUGUUCAAACUAUAUGA